Molecule: messenger RNA, 1473 nt
Organism: Trichoderma gamsii
Lineage: Eukaryota; Fungi; Ascomycota; Sordariomycetes; Hypocreales; Hypocreaceae
Exons: 3
Coding region: 1-1473 (490 amino acids)
Source: RefSeq, a predicted model, not a curated record
AUGGCCUCUCCUAUUUCGCCAACUAACACCACGCUGCCGUCGCGCGCUACGACGGGAUUGAGCGAUGGUGCCAUUCCCGAGGCGGAUCCCAAUACUACCGCCGGAUUACUUGCGGAGCGCCUGCAGGCGUGGAAACACAUGGUGGGAUACCUCGAGGAUUAUGUCGGAGCGGUGGAAAAGAUCCACGGCCGCCAGGCAAAGGAGUAUGAGAAGGUCCUAAAGACAAUCUCGAACCCUCUGCGCGAAGGCCACCACUUCGACCAGAGCCUCGGUGGCGUGGCCGGCUUCUUCGAAAACAUGCGCACCAACACCCAGGCCAUGAUCAACACCAACCUCGAGACGGAGAAGAACAUCAAGGGCUCCGUCCUGCCCAUCCUCGACCGCCUGCACAAGGAGAUCAAGCACAAGUCCAAGGAACUCGCCAGCGGCGCGCAGGCGGGCGCCAAGGAGGUUGAGAAGCUGCGCAACGUGACGCAGAAGCACAUUGAGCUGCUCGGCCAGCGGGCUGCCGCCUACGACUCCCACGGCGCAAAGAUUGACUCCCACGAGGAUCCGUACGUUGUUCGCCGCGGCGUCACCCACCGUCUGAACAACCAGGUCAUUGCUGAGAACAACCACCACAACGACCUCGUCUCCGUGCAGAACAACUUCCGCACAUUCGAGGUUCACGUUCUCGAGGUCGUUCAGCAGGCCAUGGAGGCCUUUACGCAGCUCGCGGGCGGCCAGGGCGAGAAGAUCCGCGCGCUGCACAACGACAUGCUCGGCACGGCGCAGUGCAUCCCGCGCGAGUUUGAGUGGGCCAACUUUUCACAGCGCUGCGCGGACAGGCUCGUCAAUGCCAACGACCCGCCGCGCUCUGUUGAGGCAAUUCAGUUCCCUAACAUGGAGCACAGCUCGACGAAGACGCUGAUUGAGGGAUCGCUGGAGCGCAAGUCGCGCAACAAGCUGUCGUUUGGCUACUCUACUGGCUACUAUGUCGUUACGCCUUCCAAGUUUCUGCACGAGUUUAAAGACUCGGACGAUACUCGCACCGAUCCCAAACCUGAGCUGUCGAUGUACCUCCCCGACGCUGUUAUUGGAUCGCCCACUGGCGACAAGUUCACCAUCAAGGGCAAGGACAAGAGCGGCACGUUGAGCAGCAAGCUCACUGGCAGUUCCGAGUUGAAUUUCAAGGCCCACACCGCUGCCGAUGCCCAGCGAUGGUUCCAGGUUAUUCAAGGCCUCAUUGGCUCUACUACCGUGGCGGCUGGCUCGACACCCACAUCUCCCGUUACAACGACGUCGCCAACCAUGACCGGUCCGGCGGGCGCAGCGGCCGGAGGAGCUGCCGUUGCUGCCGCCGCCGGAGCCAAGUCGUCGGAGUCUCCUGAGGCAAGAUCGCCUGUUGCGACGACCUCGUCGGCUGAGAAGCACCAGGCUCAAGAGGUGGGCAUUACGGGUGUCACACCGGAAGAUAAACCUGCGGCUGCUUAG